AUGAACGAGUUGAAAGAGCACUUGGAAAAGGCCCGGGCAAGGAUCCAAAAGGUCACAGGGGUCCCCAGCGAGCCUUCCCCAAAUGCUGUCGAAACAGCAUCGGUGCCAUCUACACCUACCAGUGCUUCCACAGGCACCAAGAGACGAGUUGUGAAGCGAGUGAAGAAAGUCCGGAAGACGCAGGAUGCACAGAAACCCGUGGAAAAAAAGAACAAUGAUGAAGUGAAGGUUGAAAGAAAGGACACCGCAGAAGAAUCACUGCUGGCUCUCCCCUACGAUGUUGAGAAGGCAGAGGAGGAGGCCAAGGAAGCAACGUUGGCAGCUUACUAUGCACGUGUAAGACAGCAACUUGAAGAAGGGGAUUUCUCAACAACACCAAGCUCAAGGAGUGCAGAUGCUGCUUCGCCAUGUUCUGGUCCCCCUGGACUGCAUCGUGCAGGAAGCACAAGUGAUUUCAGUGAUGUCAGCAGUGCAGGGCCAUCGGCAAGUGUGCUGGCACUUCAGGCACUUCACAGGUGCAGCACAGGGGAGCAACUCUGUAAGCAGCUCGACUUUGGUGAUGCAGAGUCUGAAAUCUCAUGGGCCUCAGUUGAAGCCAAGCGCAUCAUGCAGAAAGCAAAGGAGGAUGCAGACCAUGCAGCAAAGAUGCUAGCAGAAGCACAGCAAAUGAUGGCAAGAGCUCAACACGAGAAGGCAAAGGCAGAAGAAGCAAAAAAGGAAAAGGAUAGAGCAGAAGAUCAGGAGAGAAAGAACACCGAAGAUGCAAAGAAGGCCGCAGAGGAGAGGAAGAAGGCAGAAGAUGCAACGAAGGCAGGAGAUGAGGAGAGAAGGAAAGCAGAAGACGCAAAGAAGGCAGAAGAGGAGGAGAGAAAGAAAGUUGAAGAUGCAAAGAAGGCAGAAGAGGAGGAGAGAAAGAAAGUGGAAGAUGCAAAGAAGGCCGCAGAGGAGGAGAGAAAGAAGGCAGAAGAUGCAAAGAAGGCCGCAGAGGAGGAGAGAAAGAAGGCAGAAGAUGCAAAGAAGGCCGCAGAGGAGGAGAGAAAGAAGGCAGAAGAUGCAAAGAAGGCAGAAGAGGAGGAGAGAAGGAAAGCAGAAGAUGCAAAGAAGGCAGAAGAGGAGGAGAGAAAGAAAGUGGAAGAUGCAAAGAAGGCCGCAGAGGAGGAGAGAAAGAAUGCAGAAGAGGCAGAGAAAAAGAAAGCAGAAGAUGAGGAGAGAAAGAAGGCAGAAGAUGCAAAGAAGGCAGAACAGGAGGUGCCUGAGCCAGUUUCGAAGCGGACACAAGAGCACAAGAAGGCUGAAGAAGAGAAAAAGAAAGCGGAGGAGGCCUUGAAAGCUGCACAAGCAAAGAUGCAAGAAGCAGAGAAAGCCCUCGCAGAAGCAAACAGCAAAGAUGAAAACAAAAAACCUGGUAAGGGUGGCAAAGUUGCUGAGGGUGACCCAGAUGGUGAAGAUGAUCCGAAUCCAAGUGAUGAAAAGAACAAACAUCUAGCCGCCAAAAAGGCAGCGGCACAUGCAAGGUACAUGAGGUACUACAGGAACAUUCGCCACAAAGACACUCCCAAAGAACUUCGAUUGAUGGGCACGGAAGCAAAAAACAGUUCUUCGCUCAACGCUGUCUUAUUCGAUGCAUGGGUGCAGUGCGAGGAAGGGAACUGGUCUAAGUCUGCUUUCUACCUCAACAUCAAAACACGCCACACCAGCAAGAAGCGUGGAACCCGAAAAUGGAUGUUGAGUGAUGACAUGGACAAACUCUUUAGUGUUUCCGUUGCAGAGGCCAUGCGACAGCAUAAGGCCAGUGACAAAACGCUGUGGGAAAAGGAGACCAGGUUUCACCCAGAACUGCCAGAGAAGGAGGAGUUCAGGCAGUACCUUUGCCUCGUUGAAGAUGCUGAGGACACUGAGGUGUGCGAAGAAAUCGAAAGGCUUUUCAGCUGCAUCGACAAGGACUCGAGCAGCAGCAGCAGCAGCAGCGAGUCGAACCACAAACGGAAAAAGACUGAUGAUAAGAAGAAAACUUCGAAAGAUGAAAAGCCCAAGAAGGAAAAAAAGAAGAGUAAGGGAAAGAAGAACAAGAAGGAGAAAAAACAGAAAGAGAAAGCAGAGAAGGCAGAUAUGACGCCAGAAGAAGAGAAGGACAAACUGGUAAAGGAAGAAAAAAAACAAUUGAUGAAGGAUGCCAAGAAGGCGAUUUCUGAUGCCAGCAACAAGCUGAAGACUGCGAUUGGAUUGAUGCCAAACCUUUCGAGCGAGAAGUUCCAGGAAUCUGUGAAGUCUGACUGUGAUGAGAAACAAAAGCUUUGUGAGGUCGAGCGAUCCCUGAUCGAUGCCUGUGAUUCAGCCCGUUUGGAUCUUUCAGUUGCCAUCGAGCCCCUCAAGGCACAGCUGUGCGACUACGCAUGGCAUAUCGUUGACAAAGGGCGCAGUCGCUCGGAGUUGGGGGCCUUUGAAAAGGACAUCAGUGAGAGGAUUGAAGCACAAGGAAACACAACCGAUUUCACAGCACGAUUGGCCAGAUAUGCCACUGGUAAUGAUGCUCGAGAUUACUACCGCAACAACGCGCUUCCGGUUGUGCCAGUGUAUGUGAAAGUGCCAAUCAAGUUGGCCGACGAGUCUACGGGGGAAGAGCUCCUGCCAGUGGGGAUGCUGCUGGACAUGGGGGUGUUUGGUGACACUGCUGGUGGCUAUGUGGAACCGCUUGGAGAGGCAUUCAAGGAGUUUUCAGCAUGGAGAAGAUCUAUGAAGAUCUCAUGUUCCCAGAAAAGGUUUUCUGCAAAGUCCUUGGUCAGAGAGACCACAUACGGAUGGUUCUUGAACUGCAAGGGCUUCAACGCUAGAGUGGUCAGUGAAUGGCUGAUGUGCAAGCUCGUUGAAGUCAAUCGACUUCCUGAAUUUCAGGGUCUUGAUCCUAGAUCACAACUCUCCGAGAGUGCUUUGAGAGCUAUCAACAGAUACUUUGGCCUGACAGAGCGUGCCUCGCGACACUUGACGCUACAUGAAGCAACACAAAUUGAACGAGCUGGGCGAAACUAUUUGCUGGCGUAUCGGAGCCUGAAUAGGAUGAGCUCCUCUAUGGGUGUUCUGGCUUGGGUGCUUACCCCAAAAUGGCACGCUUUUGCGCACGUGCUCCAAGACGCAAAACGGCUUCAGCUCAAUCCACGUUUCACCCAUACUUUUGGUGAUGAGGACUUUAUGUCCCAACUAAAAAAGUGGGCCCGCAGAGGGCAUGGCAGAAGAAGGGAACAGGUUAUCUCACGGCUAAGCCGUAUGAGGUUUAAGACCUUGCGUUGGAAGCUUGGUGAGCUCAAGAACCGAGUCAGAUGA
Messenger RNA from Cladocopium goreaui, 3318 nucleotides. NCBI's taxonomy places the organism in Eukaryota, Dinophyceae, Suessiales, Symbiodiniaceae. The record is from the annotation of a GenBank genome assembly.